AAAAAAGACAUAACUCGAGGUUAUAUUUAUUAUUUCUUUUUCUUUCUUUCUUUCACUUUUUCUAUAAACAACUUGCUCUUUAUAAAAAAUGAACCCUGAAUAUGACUAUUUGUUUAAGCUUUUGCUUAUUGGUGAUUCUGGUGUAGGAAAAUCUUGUCUUUUAUUACGUUUUGCAGAUGAUACCUAUACUGAAAGUUACAUCUCCACUAUUGGUGUAGACUUUAAAAUUAGAACUAUUGAACUUGAAGGAAAGACUGUCAAGUUACAAAUUUGGGAUACAGCUGGUCAAGAACGUUUCCGCACAAUCACUUCUUCUUAUUACAGAGGUGCACAUGGUAUCAUUGUUGUUUAUGAUGUGACUGACGGAGACAGUUUUAACAAUGUCAAGCAAUGGUUGCAAGAAAUUGACCGUUAUGCUGCUGAAGGUGUCAACAAAUUAUUAGUUGGCAAUAAGAGUGAUUUGGUUGAUAAAAAGGUGGUUGAUACAAACCAAGCAAAGGAAUUUGCUGAUGGUCUUCAUAUUCCUCUUUUGGAAACUUCAGCUAAAGAUUCCACUAAUGUCGAGCAAGCUUUUUUGACAAUGGCCAAGCAAAUCAAAGACAGAAUGGGUUCAACUAUGCAACAACAACAACAACAACAACAAGCUAAAUCAACCGUCAAGGUUGGUCAAGGUGCUGCUGUCCAACCUCAACAAUCUGGUGGUUGUUGUUAGUUACUUUUUUUUUUAUAACCGAUGAUUAAACCGAUGCCGAAAAUACACAUAUAUAAUAUCUCUUUUUUCUU
Messenger RNA from Gilbertella persicaria, 783 nucleotides. Its product is annotated as GTP-binding protein ypt1. The transcript has 5 exons. The coding region runs from base 89 to 712 and encodes 207 amino acids. Gene Ontology annotation, molecular function: GTP binding; GTPase activity. The record is from RefSeq and is a predicted model, not a curated record. Lineage: Eukaryota; Fungi; Mucoromycota; Mucoromycetes; Mucorales; Choanephoraceae. Gene Ontology annotation, biological process: protein secretion; regulation of exocytosis.